Messenger RNA from Nerophis lumbriciformis (worm pipefish), 1281 nucleotides. Lineage: Eukaryota; Metazoa; Chordata; Actinopteri; Syngnathiformes; Syngnathidae. The record is from RefSeq and is a predicted model, not a curated record.
AAGGCUUUACAAUCCAACAGAAAGAAGAAGAAGAAAGAAGCCGGAAGUUAGCAAAGCGUUCCAAAACAGACAAAGGGCGAAGACGACGAACUGCCAUUAAGUUAAAAAAACAUUGAAAAUGUUGAAAGAGUUGGUGCAGGAGCGACUCAUGGCGGCGGCUGAUGAAAUAUUCGCGCUGGUUGAAAGAACGAUAGCGUGCUACGAGGAGGAACUUUCUCGAACGAGAGAGGAGAAGGAGCGACAUCGACGACAACUGGAAGCUGUUUUGCACAUUGAAGACGUCCAGCUUAUGGUUGCUCGAGGAGAAUUCCCCCCUCAGCUGCUGGGAAGUAUUUCCGCUUUAAAACAAGAGGAUUCGCAGCCCCCCCACAUUAAAGAGGAAGAGGAGGAACUCUGGAUCACUCAGGAGGGAGAAUGUCUUCCAGGGGCAGACGAGGCUGAUCCCGCCAAGUUGCCACUGAGUGGUUUCUCUGUGAAGACUGAAGAUGAUGAAGACAAACCCCCUGAGUCCUCACCGCUUCAUCACAGUCCAAGUGAGGAGAACGGAGGGGCGGAGCUUUCAAGCGGCAGCUGGCCGCAACACCCGACAAGAGACGCGGACCACUGUGAGGGUCUACUAUCAGGUGGUGACGACACACGCCUUGAAGUGGGCGACUGGGACGGAGAAGCUUUGAGCAGCGAAGGCGACACGAGGAUGCAACGCUCAGAGCGCUCUAAAAGGAAGACGGGAAAAAAACGUUUCCCCUGCUCAGUCUGUGACAAAAUGUUCACUCAGAAGUGCGACUUCACUCGACACAUGCGGACGCACACCGGGGAAAAACCGUACUGCUGUCUGGUCUGUGGCGCUAGAUUUGCUCAGAGGUCCACCCUGACCAGACACAUGAAAACGCACACGGGGGAAAAACCCUUCAGCUGCUCGGUGUGCGGGGAAAAAUUCUCCCUGAAGGUAAACAUGCUCUCGCACCUGAGGACGCACACGGGGGAGAAACCUUUCAUCUGCUCAGUCUGCGGCGAGGGAUUCUCCCGGAAGAUGCACGUCGUCUUGCACAUGAGGACGCACACGGGGGAGAAACCUUUCCGCUGCUCGGUCUGCGGCGACGCGUUUGCUCAGAGCUCCACUUUGAAUAGGCACAUGGGCACGCACAAAAUGUGCUCGGUGAACCACGGCGAGGCGUCCGGGGGGUCGUCCGACACGUGUGUCGACUGAUGUGCUUCCAAAGAGAGACCAAACAAUAUGAACAUCUCACAUUGCCAAGCUCUAUGUGGGAAAAUAAAUAAUCU